This is a messenger RNA of Temnothorax curvispinosus, 2645 nucleotides long. Its product is annotated as E3 ubiquitin-protein ligase Ubr3-like. NCBI's taxonomy places the organism in Eukaryota, Metazoa, Arthropoda, Insecta, Hymenoptera, Formicidae. Gene Ontology annotation, molecular function: zinc ion binding; ubiquitin protein ligase activity. Gene Ontology annotation, cellular component: ubiquitin ligase complex; cytoplasm. The record is from RefSeq and is a predicted model, not a curated record. Gene Ontology annotation, biological process: ubiquitin-dependent protein catabolic process via the N-end rule pathway; protein ubiquitination. The transcript has 8 exons. The coding region runs from base 834 to 2645 and encodes 603 amino acids.
GAUAAGGCAGACCGGUCAGCGAUCGUCGAGCUCGUACUGCUCGUAGCAAAUCGGAGUGGACGCGCCAGUGGGACUGUCUGAGUGUCUGAAGUCCCACAUCGCUUUUCGAUCAUCAGUUUCCUCGUCUCUUCAUAUCCUUCUCCGCGAGACGGUCGAUCGGUACGGUUCUCGCGAUCGUUGAUCGUCGAUCCGCCGAUACGUUGCUUCGUUCCUCUCGCGUGGCAUUCGUGUCGUCUCGUCUCGUCCUCUCGUCUCGCGAUUCGCCCUGUAUCGUCACCGUCGCUGUAUACCGCGCUGUGCCGUGCCGUGUCGUGUCGUCUCGUCUCGUCUCGUCGCAACGGGCGCGAUUUCGCCCGCUGGGCGCGAUCAGUUUCGUUAACCGGGUGCAAUCGUCGCACACUCCCUCCCCCGCGGGUGUCUCGUUCUUCUCGAAGCGGAGGCGGCUGAGGAAAUCGUCCGUGCGUUCAAGUCGUCGUGGCGCCGUGAACGUUAACGUCAGUUAACGUUAACGGUAAGGGGGCGGGGGGGGAGCCCCGAGCUCGGAGUCGCCGACUUCGUCAUGCCGUCGGUCACGACCGCGACAACGACGACGGCGACGACGACGACGACAACGGUGUUCUCCGGAUCGGGAGGAGCGGCGUUUUCUCGCUGCUGAUAUGGGGCCACUGACCGAGCGUUUGGUCCUGGUCCGCGGACCCUCCCUCGAAAAUAAGUAAAAAAAAAAAAAAAAAGGAAAAAACAGUCUCCGAGCGGGUCUAUAUAAGGAGAUCGUGAAGGCGACGAAGGCGACGACGUCUUUUUCCAAGUGUAAGACGACGACCGGGGUCAUCAGGAUGGCCUCGACCUCGACCAGCACGUCGCCCGACGUCCAGGUGCUGAUGGGCAAGGGCAAGCGCGGAGCGGCGGCCUACAUCAGCUUGACCACUGGCCUGGACACCGGCGGCUGUCCGCAGUACCUCAACGAGCUGCUGGACGUUCUGCUGAAUCCCAGCAAGCCCAUCGACGACUGGGAGACCAUUGACUGGUGCAAGUGGCUCAUGGCUGGCGGCCGGACACCCGACGAGUUCGCCAGUACAGUACGCAGUUACGAUAAUGCUACCACCUGCGGUCUGGUAUGGACACCAAACUUUGUAGCGUAUCGCUGUCGCACAUGCGGCAUAUCUCCCUGUAUGUCCUUGUGUACCGAGUGUUUCAAGAAGGGAAAUCACUAUCGUCACGACUUCAACAUGUUUCUCAGCCAAGCAGGUGGUGCAUGCGACUGUGGCGAUACGUCAGUGAUGAAGGAGACUGGAUUUUGUGAUAGGCACGGGCCAAACGCUGCUGUAAAUAAAUCAGUCGCACCAUCUAAUCUGAUGUGCGUAGCCGAGGCGAUGAUGCCCAGAAUUAUUCUUCGACUUAUACAACAUUUACGUGAAAAUUGUAAAAUGGGGGUGCCAGAUUACAGAGGUGCUAUACACGAGGCAGACGCUUACUUGACCAUGUUGCUCGACUUGAACAACAUGGGCGCAUUAAUGAGGCACGUUAUGACGUCAGCUCUCACGAAUCCGCAAAAGUACCGAGGCCUCAUGGAUCCCUCCGUAUUAACGGGACAAUCGGAGUACGACAGCUAUUGUCAAGAUAGCAACAAAAUAUAUCAGCAUGCUGUGAAAUCGCUACCAAAUCCCGAACCUCCGGACGAAUAUAAAGAAUGCGUGUCACUUCAAGAGCACUUAGAACACACCACAUUUUUGGAAGAACUGAUGUUCUGGACCGUUGCUUACGAGUUUCCGCAGAAAUUGGUCUGUCUGCUCUUGAACAUGUUGCCGGAUCCCGAUUACAAGGAGGCUUUAACUCGCGCCUUUGUGUUACACUACAGCAGGAUCUCAAUGAUGCUCGAACGUUCCACGGAUCCCGACACGUUGAGCAAUAGAGUUGUGCACGUUAGCGUACAGCUGUUUAGUAACGAGAAGCUGGCAUUAAGGAUGGUUGAUCAAUUGAAGUUAUUACACGUUAUGGUUAUUAGUUUAAAAUACAUGAUGAGCAAAAUACUCAUUCAAAAUACCUUGCACGAUCCAGAUAAGAACUUCCAUUAUGUCGUGGAUUGCGGACGUCAAGUGAUGAAGGAGCACUGUUACUGGCCAUUGGUUUCCGACUUGAACAACGUGCUCUCGCAUAAGCCGGUCGCCGUUAGAUUCAUGAGCGAUAAUACUCUCCUAGAAAUGUGGUUCGACUUCCUGUCUAUGUUUCAAGGCAUGAAUGUCAAUCAGAGAGAGUUAAGUCAGCACGUCGAGUUCGAGCCCAACACGUAUUACGCGGCGUUCAGCGCCGAGCUGGAAGCCAGCGCGUAUCCAAUGUGGGCCUUGGUGUCGCAUCUCCGUGGGCCUGAAAGUGCGUCAUUAAGCCGACAAGUGCUCAGCUUCUGCCUCACAGCCCUGCAGGAUUGGCUCGAUGCCGUGAAUUAUACGGAUCCGAAUGUGAGUGAUAGUUUGCAAGUAUCGUUUCAUCUACCGCUUCAUCGGUAUCUCGCGGUGUUCAUGUGCCAAGCGAUCCGACAGCAAGGAGCAACUCUGCACGAAUUAUUGCCGCCCACGGAUAUGCUACAUCUCCUCAUGAUGCAUCCGCUGCGAGUACAGGUGAGUGCACAUUUUUCUUUCCGUUUUAAUUAA